Emiliania huxleyi CCMP1516 is the source of this 1701-nucleotide messenger RNA. RefSeq lists its product as hypothetical. The transcript has a single exon. The coding region runs from base 30 to 761 and encodes 243 amino acids. The record is from RefSeq and is a predicted model, not a curated record. NCBI's taxonomy places the organism in Eukaryota, Haptophyta, Isochrysidales, Noelaerhabdaceae.
CGGAGAACGCCUUGCAGCAGGCCGCCUGAAUGCUCAGCCUCCUAUCCUCGUUGCUCGCCUGCGACCCGCCCGACUGCGACCGUGCGGACCACGGGACCUGCGGCAAUGCUUGCUGCAAGCUUUCCAUCCACUUGAACAAGGUCGUCACCACAACGAUUGCUGCAGCGCUGAACACCUCUCUGUCGGAGGGCGGGCCAGAUGGCCGGUUUCGCCUGAUGCCCACGCACGCCAAUCCGCACGGAUUUGCGGACCUGCGUCCGUACCACAUCUCGCGCAGCGGCGGGCGCGAGGUCCACUUCCUCGGCCAGGCGUGGCACGAGACCGAGAAGCACACCUACAACGACACCGUCAACCUGCUGGUGAUGAGCUUGGGAAAGGGCACGAUUCUGGAGGCCUUCUCCAUCAGUCAGGUGGGCGGCGCCUACGGCGACGACGGGCAAAACUUCAAGAACAUAGCCGUGCUAAUGAAGGGGCUGAAGAAGCUCGGGUACGGCGAGGCCGAGCUGAGCGCCAUCGUUUCCGAGGCGGAGCACGAGGGAUGCCCUCCGCCGGCAGGGGAGUCGGCACUCUGGGCGGCGGCUCCACGCAGCAGCGCGGGGGUCGUCUUGGGAGCCCUAGUCCCGUCCGUAUUCGCGCCCGCCGCCGGGCUCGUGCUGCUGGGGCUCUAUGCUGGAGCGCGGGCGGCGGCCAAGCGAGACGCGGCGCGCCAAGAGGGCGAGGCCGGCCUGCGGGCGGCCGGAGUGCCGAUGGCGAUGCGCUGAUGGACCUCUGAGGCUAAUUAGUUUUGAGAGGGAUGGGGGAGCGGUAAGUGAAUCACGUGUCGGGCUCGCCACCGGUGGGCCACCCCGGACUCGCGCGCGGGGCGGGGAGCGAGCGGAGCGAGAGGAAGAGAUCCCCCCGCCGCCGGGGCCGGUCCGGGAGACCGAGCAGGCCAGAGCAGUGGCGCGCCCUCUGUGUAGAUUCUAGUCGUGUAUGUGUGUGCCGCUUGUCAUGUUGUCAGCGUAGUUUUUGUCUCGAUUGCGAGCCGGGGCCGCACACCGGCGCUCGAGCGGCGCUACCCGAGAGCGCGCGGAUCCGCUCACGGCAAACGGAGACAAGGACACGUGUACACCACCGCAUGCCUUACAUCAUGACCGGACUCUGCGCGCGAGGUACGCAGCGGAGCCUGCCCUGCGGGCCCUAUCACGGCGCGAGGUUGCGCCGCAGCUUGCAUCCCUCAGGCGGAUGCGGGCAAGCCGCGGGCACGCAGCAGCGCGUUCCUCAGGCGCGAGUCGACGUCGCGCCUCGGCCGCUGCGCCGCGGACAUCGGCGCGCCCAGCGACGCGACCGAGUUGGUGAGCAGGUUGAGCACAAAGAAGGCGGCGAUCGGCGAGAUGUCGAGCCCUCCGAUCGCAGGAAUGACGCCGCGGAAGAGGUUGAGGUACACGUCCGAGAUGGUGAAGAUGGGACGGAGGAGCGAGACGCCCUGCGCCUGCGGCACCCACGAGAGCAGGAUGCGGAACGUGAUGAUGCCGCCGUACAGGCUCAGGAAGUUGAGGCCGCCGUCAACGAGAAGCUCGCCCGCGGCGCUGUCGCCGACGACGAGCGCGAGCGACGGGCUAGCGCGCAUGGACUGGCGCGGUAGGGUGAGCGGGUUGGCCAGCACGUUCAGGUGAGCCGACGCCAGCAGCGGCGCGAUGGCGAGCACCAGCAGAGAGAGGC